Messenger RNA from Diabrotica virgifera virgifera (western corn rootworm), 5041 nucleotides. RefSeq lists its product as uncharacterized. The record is from RefSeq and is a predicted model, not a curated record. Gene Ontology annotation, molecular function: nucleic acid binding. The transcript is spliced from 4 exons. Lineage: Eukaryota; Metazoa; Arthropoda; Insecta; Coleoptera; Chrysomelidae. Bases 2799 to 3851 code for a protein of 350 amino acids.
UUUAUUAUUUUUAUCGAUUCCGAUUUUGUAAUUACAAAUGUACGGGAAGAGUAGGUUUUUGUGACAGGAAUCACUAUUAUAAUUCGAUUUUCUAAAAUAUCCAGGUCACUUAUUUUCAUUUUUAAAAGUUCAUCGCACCUAAAGGCUCCGGAAAUGCCAAUAAUUAAAGCAACCUAAAAAAAUUUAAUAUAACAUAUAUUUAAUAUGCACUAAAUAAAUUAAAAUUACCUUUUGAGGAAGAUAUUCUAUCGGGGCAUUUUUUAAAAAUGUAUCGAUGUCUGCUUCAGAAAAAACACUUGACUUUUUAGCUUGAUAUCCCACAUUCUGCCUUUUCAAAAAUGCCCGCAAUUUUGCGUAUUUACUAAUAUCAACAUUAUUUAAUACUGCUCGCAACAUCGAAUAUCUUGACCAUAAUGUGGAGGCUUUACUUUGUUUGCUCAUUUCACAAAAAUAAGCAAGAAGUACCGUCUCAGAGGUAUGCUGCACACCUUUAGCCACGCACCAUUUACUGUAUAGUUCAUAGGUGUUUUCAUACCUCUCCCUGCUUUUUUCAGGAAUUAUUCCUUCAGUAGCUCUCUCUGCAGCUAUCCGCAGUUCUGGUGGCGUACAUUCAAAUUCACUAUCAGACAUUUUUGUAAAAUAAACACAAUUUGAUUAUAUGUACAAUUAAUGGCGUCGUGUAUCGCCUAAAUGUCAGAUUCAACAAACUUGUUUUGUUACCUAGCAACGAUCUCACAGGUUACUUAAAAUAAUUCAUCUUAUCACAUAAUGAAAAUGGAUACAGAUAUUUGAAACGAAAUUAUUAUUGGUAGAUUGUGAGUAUUAGAAAUCCAUAAACUACUAACCGAUUGUGAGUAAAAUAGUAUACAAACCUCGCGGGAACUCAUUCUAGCCUCGCGUCUGUAGUUUACCUUGCCGCUCGGCUGAAAUAGAGUACUUUCCCGCUAGGUAUGUAUUAUACCAGGGGUGGCCAAACUACGGCUCGCGAGCCACAUGCGGCUCUUUGAAGGAUUACUUGUGGCUCUCGAUUGUACCCGAGUUAUUUUUCAAUUUUGUAUUAGAUAUGAUUUUAAAAAAUUAUUAUCGUUCCAUAAUAUGUGUUUCAAAAUGUCUUUUAAUUUACUGACAACAAACAUGAAAGACUUUGUAACAAAUUCCAUUUCCAUCCAAGAUAAGAAUGAUAUGACACAUCGAAAACUGCACUAACGAACAUUACAUAAGAGUGGCGCAAUGUAAAUGUCAGUAAUCAACCGAAUCCAGACCGAUUUUUGUAUAACUCUUGCUACAGAUGUAAUUUGUAAUUUGUAUUAGGUACACAUUUUGCAUUUAAGUCAUUUUACUCGACUUAGAAAAUUUUUUUUACCAUAUUAUACUAGAAAAACUUAACGAGUAGGUAUAUAAAAAAGCCGGAAGGAAUAUUGACCGAACUCCAAAAUAGAUUUGAAGACUUAAAAUAUGUUAAAUCGUCUCUUCAUUUUUUUCCGAAUUCAUUUGAAAUGAACAUAGGUGAAUUUUUUAUUAUUACCAAUAUAUGACCCAAACAACAUCUGGAGAAUUAAAAUUAAUAGAGACGCAAGAAGAUCAAGCUCGAAAAUAAAACUAUAAGUCGACGCCGAAUACCGAAUUUUGGAAAUUUGUUCCAGAAUCCAAGAAGGUACCCUAAAAAAGAAUGCUUGUCGAAUUAUUUCCAUAUUAGGAACAACGUACUUGUGUGGACCAUUUUAUUCCAUUUUAUAAUUCGUGAAAUCCUAACACCGAUCAAUAUUACCUAACCAGCAUCUAAAAGAAUUACUGAGAAGUCACAUAUUAAUCACCAAAUUCUAAAGAAUUAUCGAAAGAAGGAUAACAAAAACGUAAUUAAGUUUAAAUAUUUCGUAAUUGUAUUUCGGUUUUCAGUAAGUAAAAGUUCUGUUAAAAAAAUUGUAAAUACCUUCUAUAGAUACAGUUGUUCUCAUGAACAUUUUUCAGUGCGUCACAGUUUUUCGAUUUCUCUCUAAUACAUUAAGUUAGAUGAGACGGAAAAAGCGGCAGCUCCGUGAUUAAACACAAAAAUAAUGCAGCAUUACAAUGGUUAUAUACAUAAGAUGUCUAUUCCUAACCUACGUUUGAUUCGUUGAUAUUCAGAAUGCGCGUUUUUUCUAGCUAAUCAAAUACACGUAUUACGAACAUUUGACGAAAACUUCGUCCAUUUUGGCCAUUUUUUAGAAGUGUCAAAGAGUCAAGUGACGGUUAUUAGUCAGGUCAGUAUUUUGUGUACCUGUCAUUUCGAAAUUUCGAAUUCGACUUCACUUGUGUUUCACAACGUCUUUGUGCAUUAUUUUGUGUUUUGGUUUAGAAUUUAGUUCGUUAAAAGUUAGUUUUGUAUUUUGGUUUAGAAUUUAGUUCGUUAGAAGUUAGUUUAGUUCGUUAAUUAGUUAGAAGUUAGUUACGUUUAGUUAGUUAGAAGAGUUAGGGCGAAGAUGCCGAGGUAUACGGAAAAGGAGCAAAUUUUAAUAUUAAAAUUGCUCCAAUAUUUUCAAUUAGAAAAGGAAGCUGGACAAACUUUGUUACCAAUCUCUGCUGUUCGUGAAGUAAGUUUCAAAAUACUCUUAAAAUAAAAUUGGUUUACCUACUGUUUAUUUCAGCGUGUUGCUGAAGCAUUAGGAAUUUCUUUGCCAACUGUAAGACGAUUGGCAAAUGAAGGGAUACAAAAAGAUUUUGAUUAUUCCAGCAAACUGAGCCAAUCACACGCCGCUUGUCGUGAACCCAAAUUGAUUUUUACUAAAUACCAACAUACCAUCAGGAAUCGUGUUUACAGAAUGUUUAGUAAAGGUGAACAUGUGACUCUCAAGACCCUAAAAGAAAAGCUCGAGGAAAUGGAUGAGGUUCAGAUUUCCGUUGCUGCACUUCAUCGAGUUUUAGAAGAAUUAAAAUUCAGAUGGGUAAAUUGUAGUUUUUCUAACAGAAAGUAUUUAAUGGAACGACCAAAUGUUACCUUAAAGAGACUCCAAUUUUUAAAAGCCUACAAGGAAAAUCAAAACAGUGUAUGUCCGUUAAAACCAGUUUUCUUGGAUGAAACGUGGAUAUUCAGUAAAGGUGGAUUCCGAAAGAGCUGGCAAGAUGGCAGUAGUUAUGCAGUCAGAAAGAAGAGUGGAGAAGGUGUACGAUACAUUGUCCUUCAUGCAGGUUCUGAAAAUGGGUUUAUUGAAAACGGUGAACUCAUUUUCAAAAGUGGAAGUAAAUCUGGUGACUACCAUGAUUCGAUGAAUUCGGAUAAUUUCGGAAAAUGGUUUGAGCAUCAGCUUUUACCAAACUUAGAAGAACCUUCAUUGAUUAUAAUGGACAAUGCAUCAUACCAUUCAACUUUGGUUGAAAAAAUACCAAAUGCAAGUUGGGCAAAACAUUCUCUAAUAGAAUGGUUGACAAACCGACGCAUUAGCUGUUCAAUAUCUAUGAUGAAGUUUGAGUUAUUGGAUAUUGUAAAGAAGAAUCUACCAGAUAAGGUAUUUAAGUUUGAUAGACUGGCCCUUCAAUAUGGCCAUCGUGUCUUGAGACUGCCUCCAUACCAUUGUCAAUUUAAUCCAAUAGAGAAUGUUUGGUCUGACUGCAAAAGGUAUUACGAUGCCAAUAUAACUUCUUCUGGCGUUACAAAUGAAGCCACAGUAAUAAAUGUUUGGAAGAAAUCAUUACAACAGGUCACACCAGAAAAGUGGAGGAAGUAUGUUAGACAUGCAGAAAAACUUAUUGACGAAUAUUGGGAGACGGCAAAGAGAAUGGACACAAGCCACAUAUCUCCUAUAAUUAUUGAUUUAAAUGAAUCGGAUUCUGACUCGUCAGAUGACGAUUUUGUGGAAAUGUCAGAAAUAAACUGACACUCAUUCUAGCAAGUGCUACCAUACUGUCAACAUGUGAGCAAGUCGAAUUAGAGCUCAGAUGGUAUCUAGAGCAUAUUACAUGCAAUAUUUUGAACAUCUAUGUUUAAGCUCGCAUAUUUCAUCUAUGUUUCCUUGACGUAGGUGUUUUUACUCAUCAACAACCCAUCACAUUUUACCCAUCACAACCUUAAAGGGUUUCUACCCAUAUAUUUUUAUAAUAUUGUAUUUUGGUGGUUAGCAUGUUGGAUCACUUAAGCACUGAUGAUGAUUGGUCAUCCAAUCGAAAACUAGUUCGGUGAUGUAGCCCUUUUUAGGGAUAUUCAAAUAUAUACCUUUUAUAAAAGAUUUUAUAUGUCUUUAUAUUUUCUAACUUUCUCAUGGUAAUAUUUAGUGUUAUUUAGUUCCUAUAUUCCUAGUAUCUCCCAGUUAUUUAGUUGUGUGUGUUGUGUCACCUAAUCUACUUUCAUUUCUAGAUUAUGCAGGCAGGUAUUUCAAAAGAUCAAUUACUACUUUAGCUCCAAGUGGUAUGUUUUUAGUACCUUCGGUAUCAUUUUUAGUAUUUCUACAACAAAUAGUCAAAUUUUCUAGUCAAAACCAUAAUCAUAUCCAAUGGAACCAAUUAUCAUCCAAUUCUUAUAUGACAGAAAUAUUUCACCAUGGAUUGGUCUCUAUGGAUAUAUCGUGAUGAAAACAUUCCCACUGGCAGAAAUUUGCUAUAAUUUUAUCUGCUAUGGGUGUAAUUUUGUAUCCCCAGUUUCACCUAUUUUGGCAUUAUCCGCUAGAUGAACAAACUUUUUCAUUUAUUAGUACCUGUCUCUGUUCAUAGUGUUGUAAACAGAGGGAGCUCCUAGGUCCUCACCUAAUGAGAAGUAUAACCUUUCUUGUAGUCAUCUAUUAUACCCAGUUAGAUAACAUCUUAUAUAUUAUUUAUUUUUUGGGCGUACGUAAUAAUUUCUUCAGUAAGUAAUUUUGCAAAAAAAAUUGAAUUGUAAUGAAUUUCUCAGAGCUUUUUAACGUUUUUAAACAAUUAUUCAGCCAGAUAAUCUAAAGUUAUAAGUAAGACACUACACUUAGUUAAGUAUCAUUUAUACUCAAAAGAAAUCUUAAAUACAGAAAAGGUUUUAAUCUUAUCUUACACUGAUAUUCAAAUUCUACUUUUCAGUUACUUCAAUAAACUAUUAUUAUUA